AUGUCUACUGCCAGAGAAAAAGCCCCUCUUCCUACAGCUAACGAAGUAGAAGGAUGGACUGAAACAGAAAAACUAAUAAAAUUUUUGGCCGACCAAAACUUAGGACUUGAUGAUGAUGAUUUCGAUAUUCUUCGUAAACAAAAA
Molecule: messenger RNA, 144 nt
Organism: Ambispora leptoticha
Lineage: Eukaryota; Fungi; Glomeromycota; Glomeromycetes; Archaeosporales; Ambisporaceae
Source: the annotation of a GenBank genome assembly